This is a messenger RNA of Trichobilharzia regenti, 2414 nucleotides long. NCBI's taxonomy places the organism in Eukaryota, Metazoa, Platyhelminthes, Trematoda, Strigeidida, Schistosomatidae. The record is from the annotation of a GenBank genome assembly.
CAAUUUGGCGACGGGGAAAACUAGUACAUAACAAUUUCACCAUGAGCUGACAUCAGUUAGAGAACCAUUGGAAAACGUGCCAGGGAGUACUGGACAGCCGUGUCGUUUUAGUUUGGGACUCUUCAUCGGUACGCACCCACCACAACGGUAAGAACCCAGGACCUUCUGGUUACAAGGCGAGCUCGUAGACCAUUGAGCCACUGGGACCCGAUCCAGCGGUCCUUGAAUUCUAACUUCUGCCAAUUCACGAUAUAGUGCGACCACUUCGCCAUUAUCUUCUUCGAUGAGUUACUGCCUCAUCUUCAACCUUCUCUACCCUACUGGUCACGGCCUCCUACUAGAACCCCAGGUUAACUACUUGAAUAGGGCCAGUCACUAGUAAGCAUUAGAUUAAUUUUCAAGUAUUGGUUGUUUUGUAGGGAUUUUGUUUGAUUGUAUGGAGGAUUUCACCAUGAGCUGACAUUAGAUAUCUCAAUAUUACUCACUCUACUAUAUCUUCUCACCUAUCAUGCGAGAUAGAACGCAAACACGCAUAUGAUCGAAGACAGCUAGCCAGCCUUUUCAUGUCUGCCAGUUUCAGCAGCUACGCCUCACAACUAUGCAGUACACAGGUGUUAUCUAGAAUUUCAAUGAUGAUUACCCAGGCAAACUUUCUCUCUAGGUUAACAGAAUUACAUCAUUGUCAACCGCCUGAGCUGCCUAUCUCCUGCCUUAUUGUUGUAGAGUUCACAUUAUUUUUUAGCCAGUCGCUUUCCUUCACUCUAAAUGGCUUCAUUUGCUGAAUCUUUCUCUUCGAAUUUGAAUUUUUUAGAUUUUGCCUCUAAAAUGAAUGAUCUUCAAUAUGAAAUUAUUGUUCAAGAAGUUGUUCAAAGUGAAUUAAGACAGACAGUCUCCUCUCAGCCUAUAUAUGAACGUUUUGGUGGUAAUAUAUUUCUUCCCGCCUCUCGUACAAAACUUUUAAUGGCCUGCGAAGAAAAACUUAAAAAACUACGUGAUCAAUCGUUAAAAUUGAAAGCUGAUAAGAGUUGAAUUAUCUUUGUUGUUUUUUCCUACAAUUUCUUGAUAACUAACCUGUACAGUUUAAUAUUGUUUUAGAAAAAAAAAUGUCUUACUACUUAUAUAAAAACAAAAGUAUGUAAAGUACAAAUAAAAAUGAUUUGAAAUAUGUUUAUUUUAUAUUUUCAGUUGUACUAAUAAUUGGUAUUUGUAGAGUAACCUGUUUGUGGCUGUGAGUGAGACACAUGGUCAUUGAAAGGAUGGAAGACAUAUGAAAAGGUCGGCUAGCUGUCUUUGGUCAAAAAGGUGCCUGCGUUCUAUCUCCUGUGUGUGUUUUGGGUGGGUAGGCUGAGUAAUAUUGAGGUGGUUAGGCGUCGAGUGUGUUUGUUAAGGAGGAAAGCUACAUUGAUUGAGGGAGAUGUCACAUUCGAUUCCGUUGACUGAGAGGUACUAUGGCGAUGUUUGGCUGUGAAAGGAAUGCCUAGACAAAAUACAUCACAAUGAUAAAGGUAUUCUCUAUUCGAAUUCAUGUGGUCAGUCAGGUGAGAGCGUACGGAGAGUUGUCAUCUGAAGUGGUGACAACCAGUGGUGUCCAUCAUGAAUGCUCAUUGUCCCCAUUAAUUUCAUCAUUGAUGUACUAAGAGACUUGACCGUAACUGCUGACUUCAGCGAUUCAGGGAAUAGUUUUGUAGACUUGAAAUAUGUGAAGAUGUUAUAGUUCUUCUAGGUGGAGACGCUGACAAAGUGCGGAGUAUUCUAAACACCUUGAAGAGCAGCAGUAUUCAAAUGUUUGAUGUGCGAUUUGUUCCCGUCGAAUGUACGACGGUGCUACAGGACUGCACUAUAUCGACUCAGCUUAGAAAUAGGGAGUAAAGUGGUAGAGCACGUUGAGUACUUCACUUAUUCGGGAAGUUGUAUCAGCCCCAGUGGGUUGAUCACUGACGAAAUCUUAGCAUGGAUAUAGAAGGCUCUUCCGGCAUUUGCCAACUGAAGCCAUUUCUGGCAUAGUAGACUUGAUUUUCCGCUGGCUAUUGACCAGAGGGCAUGUGUACUGCUCAGCGUUUCGGUGAGUGGGAUAUGGCCAUUAAAAGUGGGAUAUAUGAAAAGGCCGCCUAGUUGUCUUUGGUCAUACGUUUUUGCGUUGUAUCUCCCGUGCCAGGUGGUACAAAAAGGUGAGCAAUAUUGAGGAUAGGCGUUGAAUGCUAGGUAGGUAGGAAGGGUAAUCAAUCAAAGAUGCUGCGAAGUUACAGCGAUUGACAUGGUUAGGACUUGUCUUACGCAUGCCCACCAUUCAUCACCUUCCUCGACGAGCGAGGUUAGGUGACACAGGAUCUAUCAGGUUGGAAAAGAGCUAGUGUGGUAGUCAAACCAAAAGAUGGCUUCAUCAGUCAAUGAAAUCCACAACAGUUAGUUUAAGC